Drosophila willistoni is the source of this 872-nucleotide messenger RNA. RefSeq lists its product as uncharacterized. Bases 66 to 863 code for a protein of 265 amino acids. The transcript has a single exon. Lineage: Eukaryota; Metazoa; Arthropoda; Insecta; Diptera; Drosophilidae. The record is from RefSeq and is a predicted model, not a curated record.
UAUAAAUUCAAAACUUUUCGGCACACAUCUAAAAAAAAAAAACAAAAAUUUCUCCGUUUUUCAGCAUGCUUACAAAGUCGUCGCACGUUCAAUGGAAUCUGCUAAAACGCGCAGUUGGAAUCUACCAACAAUCGCGGGCAUAUAAUUGGGGCAUAUAUGAUGCCAGUUCUGGCAAAUGUUGCCAUAUGCGUGAUGCAGAUACUACGAAGUGUGCGGGACAAAAGCAGGUUUGUAAACGGAUGACACCGCUUCCGAAUCGCUGCUACAAGCGGAACGAAAAUAUAUUCGAUUUGGAGAAGGAAUAUCCAAAAUUUUUAAUGGAGAUCUACGAACGUCGUCAGGGGAAUAUGAAUUGUGAUUUAAUGAGGUACGACAAGUGUUACUAUCAGCCAUCGGACAAAAAUCGUCGGUAUCAACGCACUUGGCCGGAAUGCCCCUUAAUUUGGUUGCGGCCGAAACAAACGUGUUGCUAUGAUCGUGAAUAUUAUCCACCCAUGAAACGUCGACAGAGGCCUCCGUCGGGUCCUCCACUGACAGCGAUUGAGAAGCACCAUCAUGCCAUGAGAUUGUUAUGUGCCAGUUAUCUAACAUGGCCCGGUUGUAAAACAGGUCGUAAGCCGCCGAAAUGUUUAAAAGGUCGCAGACCUACAGUUUGUCAAAAGGAACUGGCACCAUACCCAAGCUUCUCCGAAUGCAAUAAACAGUGCAUGACACGCGUUUGUCCCUUGCAGUGCACCUGCAGGAUCUUUCCCAAUAUGUGCGACGUCUGGAGUGCCUAUCAUCACAAUCGUGGCAAACUGAAGUCGUGCACCCAAGCUCUAGUCUCCUUUUGUCCGUUUAAAACCCGAAUUCGAUAUCCCUAAGCGAAAGCU